AUGUCUCUCAGGCUUUGUGUCUGUACCGCCACAGCCAAUGGGGAAUACUACAUGAGCAUGUUUAAUAAGCAUCUCAGCAGCUUCUUCAAGACCAUCACCCUUGGCUCUACGGUGGAUGACUUCAAGCAGGACAAGGAUUCCAAAGACUCGAUCAUCCUGUAUGUGGAGGGCCCCGUCGGACAUGAUGCCAUAAAGUACUUGUGUGACGACUAUCAUCUGCCGAAGGAGCAGCGUCGUGUCCUUUGGAUCUACUCACUCACUGCUGGUGUGGAUGUCUACCGGUUGGGUGAACUUGUCAAAGAACUGCAGGACAUUCCGUUCGCGAACGCGCGAGGCUGCUACUCCUCCGUCCUGGCAGAGCACGUGAUGUACUCCAUGCUAUACUUCUACCGGCAGACGUGGCGCUCCCUGGCGAGUCGCGCGGAGCACAAGUGGGACCCCUUCCUCAUGGUUGAACUGCGUGGGAAGAAGGUGGGCAUCAUUGGCUACGGCGACAUUGGGCAGGCCAGCGCCAAACUUCUCAGUGCCUUUGGGAUGGAGGUGACGGGUGUGAAGCGGUCCGCGUCCACGAAGGAGGUGGACGAGUACGGCGUGCGUCUUGUGCACGGCGAUGCGGAGCGGGAGCGUGUGUUGCGUGAAUCCGACUUCGUGGUCAACAUCCUCCCGGGGACGGAGGAGACAAAGCGGUUUUUUAACAAAGAGCUCUUCUCCAUGAUGAAGCCGAGCGCGGUGUACAUCAGCAUUGGCCGCGGCAUCACGCAGAACGAGGAUGACCUUGCGUGUGCGCUGCGUGAUGGCGUCAUCCGUGGUGCCUCUGUGGAUGUGUUUGAGAGGGAACCGCUUCCCGCCGAGUCCCCACUGUGGGACAUCAGUGAUGAUAAGCUUCUUUUGACCGCCCACUCGGCUGACAGGACAGCCAAUUUGGUCCCUGAUUCUGUUCGCCGUUUCAUUGGCCUGGUCAAUGAGUACGCAAAGACGAAGCGGCUCGAUACCUACCUUGUGGACCCGGUGCGUGGGUACUAG
Messenger RNA from Trypanosoma cruzi, 1023 nucleotides. Its product is annotated as D-isomer specific 2-hydroxyacid dehydrogenase-protein, putative. The record is from RefSeq and is a predicted model, not a curated record. The transcript has a single exon. NCBI's taxonomy places the organism in Eukaryota, Euglenozoa, Kinetoplastea, Trypanosomatida, Trypanosomatidae. Bases 1 to 1023 code for a protein of 340 amino acids. Gene Ontology annotation, molecular function: NAD binding.